Molecule: messenger RNA, 867 nt
Organism: Kluyveromyces lactis
Lineage: Eukaryota; Fungi; Ascomycota; Saccharomycetes; Saccharomycetales; Saccharomycetaceae
Gene: ARO5
Product: Aro5p
Exons: 1
Coding region: 1-867 (288 amino acids)
Source: RefSeq, a predicted model, not a curated record
AUGAAAGUUCUGACCAUUCAGAAACAUCUGGAGAACGAUAAAACAAAGAACAACUACCAAUUGGAAUUAUACACUAUGAUUCAGUUAGUGGGUGACAUUUCAGCGUUAAACCAAAAUCUACUGAACAAAAUCAUCGCAGAACUAGCACAAUCGAUGCUAAAACCUACGUUGGAGUUUGAUGAAAUUUUGUUGGAAUGCUUCAUGUAUCCCAGAGGACUGGAAUCUCUACUUCAUAAGUAUGAAUUUGAGAACAAUGCCAGCACUAUGGAGCACAAGCAUGAUUUUAACUUACAAGAUAUUGGUCAUGCCCAACUGUUAGAAAUAAUACAUAUCAGGAAGGUGAUAUUGGAUACUCAAUCAAGCUGCAAGGCUUUGGACCAGAACACAGGCUUUGUUCUUAAGAUCCAAGAAUUAUUCAAUAAAAUUGAGUGUUUAGUUUAUGAACUUCUGAAAAGACUGAGCGUCUAUAUCGAGGUACCAAAAUGUUCAAAAUUAUACAGGAGCAUACUGACAAAACAGUUGCCAAAUUUUAACGAAUUCUUUUCCGCCUACAAAAUGUUCAAUGCCAUUACAAAUUCAUUACUAGAAACUGCAGUGAAGACAGGACAAGAUACUACGAAAUACUUCAAUGUAGACGUUUCGCUAUCGGACACGAUUACCAAAUUCAUUAAAUCUAACGAUAAAUGGAUGCAUCAGAUGCUUCUCGAAUCAACUUCAUUCCAAGAAUUUCGUCUGAUACGAUCAAAGUGCGAUUCAAAGGCCGAAACUUCAUCUUUCUCUUCAACGAAUGACACAUGUUGUUCUUCUUUCACAGAAUUUAAUCAAGAGAGAAAGAAUCGUCUUCGGAUACAGCAUCGAUCAAUUUAA